CCGGUUUAUUGAUAAAGGACAGAUUUCCUGAUCGUUUCUUCACGAAUAGUCGAAAAUGACACCUCAAAAUACAUUCUAAAGUACACACGUUGAUGCAGAAGGUGCUAGUAUGAGGGGCAAGGGUGGUGAGAAAAAGGUGAGGCUAAAACACGUAAAUCCUCACAUCACAUGUGGGUUGUGUCGAGGUUACCUCAUUGAUGCUACAACCAUAACAGAAUGUUUGCACACAUUCUGCAAGAGUUGUAUAGUGAAGUACCUUGAUAAGCACAAUUCAUGUCCAAACUGUGGCCUGGUUAUUCAUCAGAGUUAUCCCAAGAAUUAUAUCAGCCAUGAUCGAACAAUGCAAGAUAUCGUUUACAAGAUUGUGGCAGAAUUACAAGAAAAGGAGGAGAAAAGGGAGAGAGACUUCUACGAUUCCAGAGGAAUACUGCCACCAAGGGCAAUAGCUGAUAAUGAAGUUGAAAAGCAGCAACCUCCUGUCCCCAAAGUGGACCAGGAUGUAGACUAUCAUCGCAAGGAUGAACAAGUGAAUAUAUGCCUGGAAUGUAGCGGCACCCAGCUGAAGGGACUCAAGAAACGCUACAUCAGGUGUUCCUCCCAAGCUACUGUGACGCAUAUCAAAAAAUUUAUCGCCUUAAAAAUAUAUCACACCCCAGACAGAUUUAAAGACGUUGAUGUGUUAUGUAAUGAAGAGAUUCUAGGAAAGGACCACACGUUGAAGUUUGUCGUUGUUACCAGGUGGGGAUUCAAAGACUGUCCCUUACUACUGCAGUACAGACCAAGACUAGAAAUCAGCUGAGAGUAAAUUCCUUUUUACUGAAUUUUCCAUGUUUUUAAAAAUUGUGUAUACAUUGUACAUGUGCAUUGUAUAAUGUAGUAGCGUCACAUGUAGGCCUGUUAUGUAGCAAGUGCUAAGACUUACACUGAUUGUUUUAUAUUUUCUGCUAAUUGACAAAUUGACUGUACAGUAGAACCUCUCUAUUAAAGACACCCUUUGGACUGACCAUAUCUGCCCGUGACAAAGAGAUGUCCUGAUUACAGAGUCAGAGUCAAUUCGAAUGGAAAUGACCUGUUUGGGAAUAAAACCAGUGUUCUUGAUAAAAAGGGUGUCCUUAAUAGAGAGGUGUCCGCUAACAGAGUUUCUACUGUAUGUUAUAUAUAUAUGUUGGACGGAUAUCAGAACCUGAGGUCAUCCAAAUGAUUACUAUUGUUUAAAGAAAAGCUUUUUUUUGAGGCGCACUGUAAUGUAUGCGUUGACACUCACAUCUUUGUGCACAUUGGUGAGAAAAUCCAAUGAUACGGACCACAGUGUCGAGGAUCCCUGUGCGUCCUCAAGUUUCAAGUUCACCAAAAAGAAAGCUUAUAAACAACACUAAAGAGCAUUGUCUGGAGAUCAUGUACUUCUUAGCAAUGUCAAUGCAAUCGUAGCAGCAUGGUUUUGUGAGCCUGUGGCCAAGUGAUUGGUGGGAGAUGGCUCUGUCAUCAGACCUUCUAUUUUACCAUGAUUAUUGUAAACAUUGUAUGCUGACAAAUCAGGAUGUUGACCAAAUCAAGGGGAGGAGGUGAUACUUAUUUUCGUUUUUAACCUGGUUUACAGCUUACUGCAAGCUGUAGAAUGGGAAAUAUUUUAGAAAUUGUGAGGACGGCCACAUCCUUUCAAGUUCCUAUAGAACCUCCAUGCCAACACGUGUCUCCCAUGGUAGACAUUUUAUGUGAAGAAAGAAUGUUUUUUAUUUUGUUGGUCAUGUAAUUUGUCCUUCUGAAUCAUGUGAUUGAAUACAAUAAUUGUUUUACGAAUCAAUGUUUUUCCUUUAGAAAUCUUUUGGCUACUUUGUGGAUUUUAAUCUGUUUGGCAGAAAAAUUAUGUAAAAUUUUGUAACAUGAUUGGUCAUGUUGAAGACGAUUCUUGUAUUUUGGUAACUUUUGAAUCACGUGGCAAGUUAAUACUCACUUUCAAUCACUGUUAAAUUCCUGUAAUUUCUACUAAGAAAGAAAAUCAAAAUUGCAUUAAACAACUUUGGCUUGAUCAAUAUAUUUUGACCAAGAAUAAGGGGCUGUCCAUAAAGUUCACACGCACCAGGACAAGGGAAUUGGUACCAGAGUGUACAAGGUGUGUCCAGGUGGGGGGACGGGGGUCCAUCCCUAAGUGUACCAUGCGUCUUUGCAGUUGAGAGUUGUCUGUGUCGCUUUCUUGCGAUAUUGUGUCUGCGCACUGCAUACUUUGUGCAGGAUUUGAUUCCAGUUAGUGGCCAGUCAAUACCAGGUCAAGUGCGAGUACUGGGACUAUUAAAGAGAAAAUAUAGGCAGCAGCUAGGCAAGAUAAAGUUACACAAAGUCGCCAAUAGGGGUCUCUCACAUCUCACAGUACGUCGAAAUGAUUGACGCUUGUACGAGGGAUAUAUUUAAAGCUGAGCCUGACAUGACCAAGGGCCCUUAAUGUGUAUACUAGUCACUUGAAGAUGGCCAAAUUAGCCCCAUACUCCUGCGUAUAGUCCCCCUUUAAAGUGAUGCCUGGCAGCAGCUGAUCAGCUUUAAAUUCUGGCAUAAAAAGAAACUGUUUCUUAUGGCAAGGUGAUUGAUACAAAGAGUGGAAAGUAUGAUGACAAAGGUCAAAUGCAUCAAAAUUCUACCGAUGUACAUUGUUGAAUGUAUGGCUUACUAAUGUGUACCAGACAGAGAGUAGGGGAGCUAUGGCCAUAGGGGGGCAGAAAAUCGGUGGUUAGGUGCGUAUGUACUCUAUGGACGGCUCAGUGUCUGUAAAUGUUGCUGAAACAUUGUUUUAAACACUUUGUAUGUUACCCAGGGUUAUUGUACUUUGAAGGGAUCUCUGCAAGAACCAGGUAACCAAAAUCGCCGCGCUGCUUUGUCUGCACCAAUCAGGGAGGCAACGUUCAUGCGUCUCCAUCCAAUGAGGAGCCGCAUCAACACUGACGUAAUUGAAAUGUUUUACAAUUACUAUACAACACUUUGUAUCAAUGUGUUCGUCAUUGUCCUCCAUUGACUGAAAUCAAAAGUAUUACUAUACAUGGUACAUGUACAAGUUUUAAGAUAUUGAAAAUGCCCUCAAAAGCAAUAUGCUGUAAACAGGAGUUUUGCUGAGAGGAAGAACCCAGUAAGUGUAAUGAUGGAAAUGUCAGUUACUCAAGGCUUCCUCCUAUUGGUGCUUUGACCUACAAAACAUUCUCCUGGAUGUGUUCACUGCUAAAUCUGUCGUCCCCCUGUCGAUGUCGUCAUUGGUGCCAUUUUUUCUUUGGUACGACACAGGAAGUGAAAUAUCCAAAAUAUUGGUAAACAAGUUUUUGCAGUGGCCCCUUCAAUUGUCCUGUGACUUUCUAUAAUCAUCAAAAGAGUCUACUAUUGUUUAAACGUUUUUAA
Lineus longissimus is the source of this 3375-nucleotide messenger RNA. RefSeq names its product polycomb group RING finger protein 3-like. The record is from RefSeq and is a predicted model, not a curated record. Gene Ontology annotation, cellular component: PRC1 complex. The transcript has 8 exons. Bases 110 to 799 code for a protein of 229 amino acids. Gene Ontology annotation, biological process: regulation of transcription by RNA polymerase II. Lineage: Eukaryota; Metazoa; Nemertea; Pilidiophora; Heteronemertea; Lineidae.